Molecule: messenger RNA, 1814 nt
Organism: Anopheles funestus (African malaria mosquito)
Lineage: Eukaryota; Metazoa; Arthropoda; Insecta; Diptera; Culicidae
Gene: Capa
Product: cardio acceleratory peptide 2b
Exons: 3
Coding region: 286-810 (174 amino acids)
Biological process (GO): neuropeptide signaling pathway
Molecular function (GO): neuropeptide hormone activity
Source: RefSeq, a predicted model, not a curated record
CUGGACGGCCAUCCAGCUCGACACAACACGACUCGCAGCCGUCAGUGACUGACCGACCGACCGGGAAGCAGGGCUCCGAUCGAUCUCAAGCAUCGCACGUACCAUCCAGGCACCAUUCAACCACUCGAUCAUCGUUUUCGCAACCCGCAACCGUGGAAGUGUGUCCCAAUUUCCCCGACCCAAUCCGUUCAACAUUGUGCUCAACAAGUGUGCUUUGUGCUGUGUGCUGUGUGUAGGUGCGACCGUGUGCAUAGUGCAACGAGAUCUUUAUCCGCGACAUCGAUAAUGUUGGCAAGUUCGCAAGUGAAACCACCGGUGUACGUAGCAUUCGUGCUGGUGCUACUGGUCGCAACCAUACUACAGCUCUGCCAGGCAGAAGUGCCCGAGUAUGAGUCCGGUGGACGUAUCAGCAAGCGUGGCCCAACCGUAGGUCUGUUUGCGUUUCCACGCGUCGGCCGCAGUGAUCCGGAGAUGGCCCUCGACUGGGAAUCGUCCGCCAUGUUGCCGAUCGAGACGGGCGAUGAUUAUGCAGAAGAUUACCCGAUGAAGGAGAUGAAGCGUCAAGGGUUGGUACCGUUUCCACGCGUUGGCCGCUCGGGCAAAUCGGAGCUGGCGAUGGCGGCCGCCCGUUACAUGCAGGCAGCCCGUAACCUGCAACAGCAGCAAAGCAUCGUGAAGCGUGCCGGUGGUUCGGGUGCGAACAGUGGCAUGUGGUUUGGACCACGGUUGGGCAAACGGGGACGCUUCGGUGCCGUACCGGUACCGAGCGGUAGCAGCGAACAGCAGCUGAUCAAAGGUGAACAGCUGUAAUCUGGAUACAUAUGAUGGCCGCCUGCAUGCAUUGUUUCCCCCUCUCGUUCACACCGCUACCUAUCUCCUUUUCCGUGCGCCAGUGUUGCUUGUUUUGUUCUUUAAAAAAAAACUAACCUAAAAAAAAGAAAGACUACUACUGACGUACGCUAAAGGCCUGUUUGACUGUCCUUAGGGGACUAACUCAAAAUGGACGGUCAUCAGACAAAACAAGAUGUACGCCUGUUGUUCAAACUCUUCUAGAUGUUACCUUAUCAGAUGCAUUUGUAGAUGUGUAUGCGUGCGCGUAUACUUACUGUCAAACGGUUUGACACUAGACCACAAAAAGGUGUUUUUUGUUUACAUCGCAAUAAGUGCCAUUGCGAAUGGUUCUUUCUUUUCUGUUGUCCCCCGCCUCAGCCCGGUUCCUUUUGUGAGCCUUGUGAAGCAUACGGUUUUCCAUAAAAUCUGUUUGUAAGAAGGUUUUGUUGUUUGCGUACAACAACGUGGAAGGCUGGCAGGCAAAUGAAGGAAACGCUUACCUUUUGCUGUUCGAUUCCAUCAGUUGCCUGACGUGGUUUACGCAAACCUACAGCACUGGCACAUACUAUUCUAUCCUAAUCAUGACAUUUAUGUUUGUACAAUCCCCCCCUCCCCCCACCAUUUCCCUCAUUAAUCACCGCAAUAGACGCUAUUUACUCGUAAUGGAUGUUAACAAUUGUUCAACAAAAAAAAAACUUCAUCUUAUUAUCAACUGUCGUAGCACCUUCGAAUCAAUCUUUGUUCUCUAUUGGAAGAAGGUUUGCAAUAUAACUAGCAAAUGCAGGUUGAAACAUAAUACAAACAAAACAAAACAAAAAUGGUACUAAUAUUUAUUAGCUGACAGCAAAACUGCACGCGUGGGAGAAAAAAUGGCAGACAAGAGAAAAUCAAUAAAAAACAAAUGAAGCAGUUGUUUUCACUCAUGAAACAAGUUGUUGUAAAUAAAAUUAAAACAAAACAAAAACCAAAUAUGUAAAACAAAA